Messenger RNA from Symsagittifera roscoffensis, 3491 nucleotides. Its product is annotated as condensin-2 complex subunit D3-like. The record is from RefSeq and is a predicted model, not a curated record. Gene Ontology annotation, cellular component: condensed chromosome, centromeric region; condensin complex. Gene Ontology annotation, molecular function: histone binding. The transcript has 10 exons. Bases 1 to 3405 code for a protein of 1134 amino acids. NCBI's taxonomy places the organism in Eukaryota, Metazoa, Xenacoelomorpha, Acoela, Convolutidae. Gene Ontology annotation, biological process: mitotic chromosome condensation; meiotic chromosome condensation.
AUGACUAACCCCAUUCACCAACUGACCCUGAUACAGGACAGUAUACUGAUGAAACACCUCAUGCCGAUUGUGCUGAUGAGGAACCCAAACCAACUGGAUGGAUCCACAGCACAGGCUACACUGACACAACCAGUGGUCCGUAUGGCCGAGCUGACUGUCCAGCUGAUUCGCGAUUUGAUCCAGGAGAAACCAGAAGCAUCGCAGAGUGCCUUCAUUCUGGCUCAGCAUGUGACUGUGGGUGUAGUGGACAAAAUGGAAUAUCGGAGCAAGACAGCGGACUCCUUGGUGUCUAUCAUAUCACUCUUUCCAGAGUACUGCUACGAAGUCAUGUCCGAGUGGCUAUUCAGUAAACUACACAGCUCGAAGCAAAAUGAAAGACUGUUUGUGCUGGAAGUUCUCGAAAAACUACUCAACUUCAGCUCAAGUACUGGUACUGAAAAUAGAAUGAACCUGGACCAUGAACAGUUAGUCGGAUCUAUACUUGACCGAUGUUCAGACAAAGUACCUUCGAUCAGAGCCAAAGCGUUCAGUUGUAUCUCGACCAUGUGUAAACUGAGAAGCGAAGCAAUUUCAACUGUUCUCAAGACCAAACUAAGAUCUAUGCUCCGCGAUGGUUCAGAAAAUCAGGGAAAUGAGGAGCCCUAUAACAGCGCUUUGACGAUGCCGCCGGAUUUGGACCCGAACUUGCACGAUAGUGGCGCUAUCACGCUUGGCGAGAAUGAAUCGUGUUUCGAACUUAUCUUUUUGCCGAGUUGUCGUGACGAGAAGUGCAAUGUACGUAAAGCGGCACUUCAAGCUUUCGUAGACGUAGUAGUGUGUUUAUUAUCGACAAGCUCAGCUAAACAGUUGAUCAUCGCUGCACUAAAUGAGGCCUCGACGGAUGCUACGUUGGUAAUUAGGAAGCAGGCAAUUGAAAGUAGCACGAAACUGUUGCAUGAGUUCGCUUUGGAGCAUCAGUUCAAAGAAGCGUGGCUGGUCAAUGUUAUGCCGCUGUUCUCUGACCCCGAGAAGGCAGUAGUAGAGCGAGCCAUUUCGGUAUUCGAAGUGACAGUCCUCACUCCUCUCAGUCGUAUGGAGUCCUCUGAUGAUCUCACUUGUUCCUCGGAAGUCCUCAUGGCCUGGAGUCUCCUCGAUAUCCUGACCCUAUCUGACAACUACAUGUACUUCUUCCGACUGGGUGCGGCUGAAUUAUGCGGGCAAGUUCUACAACAGAGUGUGGAAAAAUUGGUGGACUGUGUUAGAGCAAAGAGACACGAGGUGUCGUGUUGGAUGCUACUAUCUCGAAUCAUGAAGACAGAGGAGUGGAAAAUAAUUGCCAAUGAGGCGUUGAAAGAAGUGACGAGCAACCUAACGAUGGACAACUCAAUCGUUGAGCAGAAUGACAGAUUCAGACUGUCUUUCAUCAUGGACAUCCUCUGCUUCUCAUCCCCGAAGUCAAUCCCGAAAGCAGACAUGAGCAGUGCAGUGAAUUCUCUGUUGGCUGUGGCGGGAAAAGUGUCACUACCAUUGCACUGCGCAACAGAUAUUUUGGGCGCUGUGAGUGUGAUCACGGAAAAAUAUGAGUUACAAGAAGUGUUGCAGAAUUACGCCAUUUUUACAGCAGAGGGAACAAAAGAAGCAAUAAAAACCUAUGACCCCUCCGUGUAUCUAAUGGACGAACCAGCAUUCGACAACGAGAGCUUCAUGCGCAAACUGUUCAUAGUCGGCCAACUGACCUUCUGCAAUCUGCAAGAGUGUUCAAAUGCUCUUUCGUCCCUGAAGUCUUGCUUCAAACCACUUCUGAAGAUGAUGCAAAGUUUAUUAAGUAUUCGGAAGCAAAAUGCUGAGAAUCCGGAGCUGGAUGAUGAACAUAUGGCGUCUGUUCAGGCGGUGGGCGUGAUCGCCAUUGGAAACAUGUGUCUAAUCUUCGAAGAGUUCAAUAAACAAGGAGCCGAUUUGUUGGGAGAUCUGAUCGCCCCUUCUACACAUGACGACUACCGAGAAAAUUACUGCUCUCUGAAAGUAGCCAACAACGUUAUAAUAGUUCUCUGUGACCUAUGCAAGCGAUACACGCAUACAGUGGAGAGGUUCCUGCCCCGAAUAUACAGAUAUCUAGCAUGUCCAGAUUCAUUCCUGAGAUACCAGACACUAGCUGUGGUGUUUGAAUUGCUCCAGAACGAGUACAUAAAGAUACGCGACAGUCUUUUUUUCAGAAUGCUGACUUUGUACGUGGAUGAGACGGAGAAAGUGGCAAGACUGGCCGAAUACUGUCUAGAUCACAUGGCCACCAGACACCGCUCCCUCUUCUUCACCCACUUGCCAGAGACGCUCUUCUUCCUCAACGAACACCACACUCAUCCCAAGUACAACCAGUUCCCCAAGGAAGGACUGGUUCGCUCGGGGCUCGGUGAAACUCCAGAAGGAAAUGAGGAGAUCCAACCGGAAAUGGAAAUUCCUGUAGCGGUGUCAGCUCAUCAGAACAAGCGGCUCCUCGUCUACCAAUUCCUAGCACAGCACCUCAGCGAACAGCAGAAGUUUCAGCUAAAAGUGCGGCUGAUGACAGAAGUGGUCGGAUGUUACGUGAAGAGUUCUGGGCCGGUUGAGCCAACUUUCGAGAAUAUUCUAUCGGAUGUUCUGAAGCUAUUCACGUUGAAGGCGAUGAAAACAGCAUCAGGUUCACGGGAGAACACCGACCCUGAUAACAACUCAGUUGAACCUAAAAGUAAUUCCGGGCAAUCUGUUACUGAAACUUCAUCGACCACGAGUUCAGCUAAAUUCACAGAGAUGGUGCGAGAUGUAACAGUGGAGCAGUUUUUACCAGUGAUGCUGAGUUUGCGUGAAAAACUGAAGCAAGAGCAAAAAGAAAAACUUCUUGUGGAUGUUUUGACUUGCUUGGGCGAUAUGAUUAAAGACUACAAAAAUGAUCUGGGUAGAAUUUUGGACAGAGAAGAAACAAAAUCAGUAGAAACAGAGAUUAAACAAAGUCAAUAUGUACCGAUACGUCAAUACAAGAGACUUAAUUUAACGUCGACAUUCGAUUACUCUCUAGCGUCUAACUUGACCGGCGUUGGCUUUGAAAGUUCAUUCUUUGGCGCUUCUUCAGUUAGCGGCUCAACCAGUGGUCUAUAUCGCCGACCAUCGAGUGUUUUCAGCCGAACAAGCUCGGGCGAAAUUUCCAUAUCGUACCGACAACGCGAGUCGCUAACUUGUGCGUCGCCAGUAGUUGAAAAGGAAGCUGCAAUUACGAACAUGAAGCUGUUGACGCCGAUUGAGGAAGCAAGUCGAGAGGGCUCGAAUAGCCAAAGUCAAAAUAUCCUAAGCCAAAAUAUCUUGAGCCAGAAUGUGCUUAGUCAGCCAAUUAAUAAUGAGAAUGCUGUCACAUCUACGCCUUUUAAGGCUGGAAGAUCAACCGACAAUCCGUAUUAAUUGAGGGUUGCCUGAGAAAACAUACGAUUAUUGCUUAAUGUCUCGAAAAAUAGGCCAUAUCACGAUUUAAGUUGUUAUUACUUAAA